AUGAGUGGCAUGGACGACAACGAAGACGAGACCGAUCUCUUCGACGACGAUGAUUUCGACGAUCUAUCAGAGUCCGCUCUACAACAACUAGAACACCAUGCUAUCCUAUCAACCCAGAGAGCGCAGGCGGCCAAAGCUGUCCCCGUGCCUGCGCACCAGUCAAGGUUCCCACCUCACGCACAGUUCAGUGCUCGGCCACAGGCUGCGCAUCCAGCUAUUCAGAGGUCCUUAACCGAGGACGAGGACAGCUUCGAGCUGGUCGGGGAAGAGGGUGUGCCAACCCCAGUGGAAGAUCAAGAUUCUUAUCCUAUACGUCGAAUUCAGGUGGGCGAAGCCGCCCAGAGAGCACAGUUCCGCCAGCAACGCUAUGGUCAAGCCUAUGGUGCUGUCUCCCGUCCCGCGCUCGAGGAUGCGAAUCGUCGACUUCAGAGAGCUUCAUUAGAGCCAACGCCGGCUGUCGGAGGACUUGAUGUAAUGUCGUUGGACACUCCGCUUCAACAGACCGGCACAGCCCUCUCGGGAGAUGCUGGUGAUGCGUCUCAUACACAUGUCGACGAUCUGCUCCGAGAGCGUGAAGAACUCGCUCGGGAAUUACGUGCUGCCAGAGAUAUGGUCUCCCUUCAAAAGGGUGAGAUUUCCAUCAUUCGAGCGAAUUUUGAGAAAGAGAGUAAAGUCUACGACCGACAAAUCGGCGCUCUGAAAAAAUCAAUGGAAGAAGAGUCGGCAAAGCACACUGCUGCCCUGAACGCCUUGGCUGAGAAGAACCAUACUCUUACCACUCGCUACCAAUUCCUACAGCAAGAACAUACUCAAGGGCUUCAGGAGGCCAAAUCCCUCAGGCAACGCUUGAAGGAUAAACAGACCGAGAAGGGGUCUGAGCCAACAACUCCGCCCAAGCGUGGCGUUGCAAGCUCUCUUAGGGAUGGUUUCAAUGACGACGAUAUGAUGCUUAUGUCUCCUUCGAAAUCUGCUCGACGGUCGAAGCCGCCGACACCCACCGCAGCAGGAAAGAGAAAACGGAAAACUGAUGGGCCAAGUCCUGUGAAGCCGCUUGUCUUGCGCCCUACUAGCUCUACCAGUCAGAAUGAAAUGCUGCCGCCGCCACAGCCGAUCCAGACCAAGGGGCAAGUCGUCUCAGUUGUACGGAAGGACAAGCAAGCUGAACGCAAUCUGAAAUUCCUGCAGUCUAUCCUCGACUAUCGAAUCAAAGACUCGAAACAGCCGCUCUUCGAAGCCUUGAGCAAGUUUGCCUUUCCCUCUAACCCGUCCAAGACAUUCUCGGCGCUUUUAUGGGAAGGCAUUUCUCAGCUCAAGGGAAGACGCCUCCCCAGCGACUUCCUUCAAAUCUUGAUAGAUUUGUGGUCCAAGUCACUGAAAGAACAAUACUAUAAACCGAUCGCUUGCCUGCGGGAGAUAGCAAACCAUAUCAUUGACCUCGAUAUCCUUGUUAUCGACUCGGGCAUCGUUGCCGCCAUCAUCCCGCUCCUCAAAUCCACCAUCACGAUCAACGGCGAGAAACGCUUUGAACAUUCACCAGUGAAUCACGCGACUUAUGGCAAGAUCCGCCAGACUCCUCGGGCCGUUAUACACCCAGAAGUUGACGGGACGAGCUGCUUGGAGCUCAUGCUCACGGUCGCCUAUGCUGUAUGCGACGACCCAGAGCUUAUCACUCUGCUCUGGCGUCUCAUGGACCACCAAUUCAUCUUGAUGAUGCUCAACGCCUGGCAGCCCAUAUCUGAUAUAUCACUCAUGCUUCAGUUACUUGCGACAAGCAUCUUCCCCACCACAUUCGGCAGUAUUUGUGUUGAUGAUCAGCAGUCACAAGUCGAACAUUGGAUGAUGAACCGGAUCUGUUCUCUGCUCAGGGAAACACCCAACGUUGAUGAGGGUGUUGCUUCCUACACGAGCGAACAACUCUGUCAGCUGCGGCUCGAGGCCAUGGACCUCCUGAUCAAAAUUGCCAUCACGUCGUCUCCACAUCCGCACGAUGAUCCCUCUCAUCAUGGCAGCCUUCUCAUCGCUAAUGACACACAUGCCAUUGCGCGCCUCGUCCGCAGCCUGUACGACCAAGUCUCGGCAAUGUACUCUCUUCAUCCAACCACGCACACUUUACAUGCCUGUCUUGUCAAUAAAGGCGUUUCUCUUCUCUAUCACCUUUUGCAGCUCCACGGCUCUACGAUCAACCUGCAAGAGAAGCUCUCUGUGAUCAAUGGCGGAGUGCAUAAACACCGAGUGGUGCUCACCCGACUGGCCUUCUCCGAGGGUUUCGUGGUGGAUAAAUAUGUGAGCGAUGAGACUGUAGCAAUGGCAACACAGAUGCUGGAAGAGAGCGUGACGCCAGAUGAGGCCGAUGAGCUCGUCAAGUGCUUUCCCGGGUUCAACGGAAGAGGAGCUGGCAGAGACGAAGAAGAGUAA
This is a messenger RNA of Fonsecaea erecta, 2415 nucleotides long. RefSeq lists its product as hypothetical. Bases 1 to 2415 code for a protein of 804 amino acids. The transcript has a single exon. The record is from RefSeq and is a predicted model, not a curated record. NCBI's taxonomy places the organism in Eukaryota, Fungi, Ascomycota, Eurotiomycetes, Chaetothyriales, Herpotrichiellaceae.